This is a messenger RNA of Paramecium tetraurelia, 834 nucleotides long. RefSeq lists its product as uncharacterized. Gene Ontology annotation, molecular function: protein binding. The transcript is spliced from 4 exons. The record is from RefSeq and is a predicted model, not a curated record. Lineage: Eukaryota; Ciliophora; Oligohymenophorea; Peniculida; Parameciidae.
AUGGAUAUUUAACUCAGAUACUAGAAUGAUUAGACUGUCUUUAAUGGAGUGGAAUCAUAUGACGAUCUUCAAUAAGAAAUCUAAUUAAAAUAUCCACUCUUGAUAAAUAUUGAAUUGACGUAUUAAGAUGAAGAGGGCGAUGUAAUUUAGGUCUCAAAUACAAGUGACAUUAUUGCGAUAACAGAUUUAAGUAAAGUGAUCCUUUAAAUGGAUGCUUAAAUUGAUUAUGUAAAGUUGGGAGAAUUAGAAAGACUUGAAAGAGAGGAAGAUUAAAGAUAGAGAUUACUUCAAGAUAGAAGAAAUCUAUUGUAAUAUGAAAUAAAAAAAGAAAUGGAAAAUUAUGAAAUAUUUAAUUUAGAGAAGAGUGCGAAUGAAAGUAAAUACAAUGAAGAAAUUGAAGAACUAAUGGAUCGCUGCAAAAAACUGAAAGAUACAGAGAGAGAACCUAUUAUAGAUUUUAAAAUAAUCUUUUAGAAUUCAAACAUAUUAGGUCUCAUUAGAGAGAAGGAAUCGAAUUUAUUGUUAAUGGAAGACAAAACAGGUUUCGACACUAAAUUACAGUCAAUCCAAAGGGAGGUUGAUGAUGCAUUUGGAAACCUGUUGUAAUAAAGAAUUUUGGAUCAUCAGGCUAAGCAUAACAAUUGGAUAGAAAAAAAAUGCUAAAUUAACAAGAUUUACCAAGAAUUGCAGAUAUUGGAGACUGAGAAACAGGAGCAAUUGGAAAGAUUGGAUAUGAUAUUGAAAAGAUCAUAAGAAAAUAUGGCCAAAAUGAAGGCAUAGUUAAAUUAACCUCCAAGCAAUGAUGAUUAUUAAUUUGAUUCAUUUAUGUUUUGA